AUGCCUUUCAUGAUAUCGCUUAGAGAGUCUCUUGUGCGCAUAGAGGACAAAUGGAAGAAGCGUUUACGUAUGGAUGGUAGUCGCGCUGCGUCUACGUUGGGUUCAGGCUCGGACCCGGCGCCUACGACUGAAUUCGCAUCCACCACUUCCGAUGGCUCGAUACCCAUGCAAAGUGCCACUUUUGAAUCUAGUGUUGAUCACAGGGCUCAUACCUCUUGUCCGCCCGGGCAGACUUCGAACACUUGGAUCGCAAUCAGGGUCCUCGUGGCCUCUCUGGAGUCGAGCGCUGAGGCAUUUGGACCCCUCAAAUCAGCGAUAUCUGGACUGAAAGGGUGCAUUUCUAUGUACGAAAACGCAGGCAAGGAGAGCAAGGAGUACGAAGACCUGAGGAUCAAACUGGAAGAGAUUCUCAACGAUAUUACUGAGCACAUCAAGCAGCCAAUAGGGAUUGUGACGACGACCAGCGUGAGAAGGAUCUAUACCGAGAUUGAAGAAGAAGCAAGGAUGGUGGCGGAAAAACAGGCCAGGGCGAUAGGAAGACAACUGAUGGAUGCAAUGAUGGGGUAUGACGGUAUUAUGGAAUGCUAUCGGCGGAUUGAUGGUCACCUGCAGCGAUUGGGGCUGAACGCGAGUAUGAGUACCCUGAAAGCGGUGAACGAACAGACGAUGGAAUCACGAUUGGCUAAAAUGUCACCUACCAUGCCGGCCAUCUACGACUCGGCAGAGUCCCAAGACCUCAAGCGAGGGGGCUGCGCGCCGGGCACCCGACAAGUACAAAUCGAGCUGCUAUUGCAAUGGGCGCACAGACCCGAAAUAGGAAGAACAUGCUGGAUGAACGGAAUGGCCGGAACCGGCAAAACAACCAUCGCAUAUAGCAUCUGCGAGCGGCUUGACGCCACCUGCGAGCUAGGAGCCAGCUUCUUCUGCUCGCGGAGUAUCCCAGAGUGCCGUCAAGUCAAGUUUAUCAUACCAUCGAUCGCAUACCAGCUCGCUCGAUUUUCUGCUCCAUUUCGAUUCGCCCUCGACAAGGUGCUCGAAUCGGAUCCCGAUGCGCAUAUGCGAACCCUGAAAAGUCAAUACGAGAAGUUGAUUGUCGGACCGUUGCAAGCGGUUCAGAAAUGCCUACCAACGCACUUUAUUGUAGUUAUUGAUGCGCUGGAUGAAUGCGAGAACGAGGACAGCGUCGGCCAAAUUCUGGAUCUACUACUGUCGACUGCAUACGACCUGCCUGUCAGGUAUCUGGUAUCAAGCCGGCCCGAGAGGGCGAUCACGCAACGAAUGGAAGAAUCCAGCGAUGGGAAAGAAGACGUACGGCUGGUACUUCACGACCUCAGCUCAGACUCGGUGAAAACAGACAUCGAAGCAUACAUGCGAUACGAACUGCAGCAUGUUCCAUUGACAGAUGCUCAGUGGCCGGCGGUAAUCAACUCAUGCGGGGUCCUGUUCAUCUAUGCGUCCACUACGUGUCGCUACCUCAAGCAGGCUCACGAGACCAAGACCCUGGCGGAGGUUAUAAAUAUUAUUAUGAACCCGACUCAUAGGUCGAUGGAACACGAAGGCGAUAACGCAAUAGACGAAUUAUACACUACGAUACUCGAUGCAGCGUUCAACAAGUCUGGGUUUACCAAGACGAACAAAAAACGAAUGAAGAACAUCCUGGAGACCGUGAUAUGUGCGAUCAAACCCAUGACCCUAGAUGCUAUCGCAGAUUUGGCAGGACUGGAAAGUGGCCAACAAGUCGAUGCGUUGCUGAGGCCCCUAAGAUCGGUUCUAAAUGUGACCAGACAAACUGGGCUCGUAAACUCGCUGCAUGCCUCAUUCCCUGACUUUAUACUCUCCCCGGAACGGUCCGGCUCGUAUCACUGCCAGCCGAACAUCCGACAUGCCAGGAUGGCCGAAGCUUGUUUACGGCUCAUUGAUGCGAUCGAACCAAAAUUUAAUAUAUGUAAUUUGCCUUCGUCUUACCUCCUCGACACGGAGGUUGAUGACCUCGAUAGACGAGUGGCCCAGUCAAUUUCUCUGGGCCAGAUAUAUGCAUGUCGCUAUUGGUCCGCUCAUCUGAGUCUUGGGGAGUACCGGGACGACCUGGUUGAACUUGUUCACAGAUUUUUCUCAUCGUGUUUACUUCUCUGGAUAGAGAUCACCAACCUAACUAAAAACAUGCGGAAUGGGACAGCGAUUAUUCAGGACGCAGAGAAAUGGUGCAACGAGAAGAGUGUACCCCAAGAAGUAAUACAGCUGGUACACGACGCAUCUCAGUUCGUAUCGGUCUAUGCCAAUCAUCCCGUAUCUCAAAGCACUCCGCAUAUCUAUGUUUCAAUGCUGCCGUUCUGGCCCAGAUCUCGACCGCUCUCGGCAGCGUACAUGCCAAGAGCAUCCGGACUUGUGCAGCCGACAGGAACAGCGAUCGAUCGACGCCGGCUGGCACUCAUCGCCACCUGGAAGGUCUCGACCCAAGACGUGCAGUCGAUGAGUCUGUCAAGAGACGGAAGACGACUUGUGGCACCUACCGCAGACAGCAUCGAGGUGUACGAUACGACGACGGGCGAGAGUGUGGUCAGCCUCGCCGAAGAGCGCACAAAGAAUGUCUUCUCCGUUGCGAUAUCUCCCGAUGGCUCCAAGGUGGCCUUUUCUAGGGAUGGUGGUACCCCAUAUGUGUGGGACACCGCCAACGGAGGCGCGGUCACGCAGCUGCUUUCUGAUGGCGUGUCCGGUGGCUAUUCGCUUGCAUUCUCGCCUGACGGGUCUCGCGUCGCCUGUGGCCUGGAUGACGGAGAGGUGUACACCUGCGCAUUGGGACAAGACGUCAGCAGUCAUGGUCCGCUCACGGGUCAUACAGCAUAUGUCAACUCAGUCGUGUUCUCUUCCGACGGCUUGCAUCUUGCAUCUGGAUCGACCGACGACACCGUGCGAGUGUGGAAUGUACAGACAGGCCAGCCGGUUGGCACGCCCUUCGAGGGUCAUACUGCAGAGGUCUGGUCAGUAUGCUCCUGUCCCACUGACUCCCGCAUUGCCUCGGGCUCACUUGAUAAAACGAUCCGAGUGUGGGAUCCGCAAACUGGCCAGACGGUGCUAGGACCACUCACAGCACAUUCUGGCGCUGUACUCUGCGUCGCGUUUUCGCACAACGGCGCUUUCAUUGCCUCUGGAUCAGCCGACAACACGAUCCGAGUGUAUGACACGCGUACCGGUCACACAGUCCUUGGACCGCUCCAGGGACACACCAGAUCCAUCAAAUCGGUUAUCUUCUCUCCCGACAGCACUCGCCUGUUCUCUUUCUCAGACGACGGCACGGUACGCGUAUGGAACGUGCAAGACAUCGAUACCUCCAAUCCUCUUCCGACUGCCUCAUCUCUUUCCUCGGCUAUCCACUCCAUCCGAUACUCUCGCAGCGGCACACGGGUCGUCUCUGGCUCACAAGAUGGGUCAAUACACGUGUGGGAUGUGGCGACCGGUCAGCUGGUGCUCGGACCACUCCAUGGCCAUGAACUCGAGGUUGUAUCUGUGGACUACUCGGCCGAUGAUCGGUACAUUGUGUCUGGUUCAGGAGACAGCACACUGCGAAUCUGGGAUGGACUGACGGGACAAGACAUCCACGGACCGAUGGAGGGGCAUCGCUAUGAUGUGAACUGUGUGCGAUUCUCACCCGACAGCACGGUCGUUGUCUCAGGGUCUUAUAAGAGCACUGUCCGAAUAUGGGAUGUGAGCACUGGCCAACAAGUGACCCAACUGCUCCAAGGGGAUCGCUCUAUCCUGUCGGUUGGGAUCUCUCCUGAUGGCCAUCGGGUUGUCUGUGGCUCGAUCGAUGGCAAGAUAGUCGUACUAGACCGACAUAGUGGCACCACGCUCGUUGGCCCAAUCGAUGCUCACAAGGACUGGGUUCGUUCGGUGGAGUUCUCCCAAGAUGGCAAGCGCCUCGUCUCAGGGUCGCAUGACAAAUCAGUGAGAAUAUGGGAUGCAGAGACAUGGAAGCAGCUUGUUGUUUGCGGCGAGAGCGGUGGCGCGCAUAGUGACUCGGUCUACUCUGUGUCGUUCUCACCCAACGGUCUGUAUGUUGCAUCUGGGUCUUGGGACCAUACUGUGCGUGUGUGGGACCCUGAGAACGGCAAGCUUAUACACGGUCCUCUGAAGGGACACACCGAUCGCGUGCAGUGCAUCCAGUUCUCACCCGAUGGCUCACACCUCGUCUCGUGCUCGUAUGACCGCACCAUUCGAUUCUGGGACGCAUCGCUUCUGGGAAUACAUUCACACGACAAUGUCAUGAGAGACGCAGACCAUGCAAGGGCAGCUGCAUCCACCCCCGAUCCAGUUGAUCUUCGGUCGCUCGACAGCGAUGGCUGGGUGGUGGACUCACUUGAUCGACGAUUGGCAUGGGUUCCGUCCGACCUCCACACAUAUUUGGCACUUCCACCAAACACUUCUAUUAUUGCCGAUCAAGGAUAUUUUCGACUUGAGACCGAUGGAUGGAAAAUAGGAGACGAGUGGAUGCGGUGUUUUUCAGCGUAG
Molecule: messenger RNA, 4506 nt
Organism: Rhizoctonia solani
Lineage: Eukaryota; Fungi; Basidiomycota; Agaricomycetes; Cantharellales; Ceratobasidiaceae
Product: peptidase C14
Exons: 7
Coding region: 1-4506 (1501 amino acids)
Molecular function (GO): protein binding
Source: RefSeq, a predicted model, not a curated record